AUGCCUCCCCGCAUGGAUAUAUAUCGACGCGGACGUCAACUCAACCGCCUCAGGGAGACUGGGCAUGUUCUGCUAAACAGCCUCCUACACAACGAUGACUUGCACUACUUUACAGUGUGCAGGCAGAUGUUUCCUGAUCCUCAUGAGGAACGAUAUCCAGCGGACUGGAUUAACAGCGACGAAAGCAAAUUGAGGAGAAUGCUUGGCUAUUGGCGUGAAAAGAUGCGAGAGAAAUACUGCUUCACGUCUGUCAAUGGAACAAGACAACUCAAUGCACGAGGUGGCCGCCGACGCUCUACCAGACUUAUGCGGCGCUCUGGCUACACAUACGCUGAAGACUCUGACCUUCCAAGUCCUCGGGAAGAAGAGAUAAACGAGUAUCUAAAGUCGGAGAGAGAAGCCAUGGGCGAUCACGAUUAUCACAAUGAAGGGGAGGGUGAAAUUGACUAUUCCGAAGACGAAAUCUGA
This is a messenger RNA of Fusarium fujikuroi IMI 58289, 468 nucleotides long. RefSeq lists its product as uncharacterized. The record is from RefSeq and is a predicted model, not a curated record. NCBI's taxonomy places the organism in Eukaryota, Fungi, Ascomycota, Sordariomycetes, Hypocreales, Nectriaceae. The transcript has a single exon. Bases 1 to 468 code for a protein of 155 amino acids.